CACUAGAUUCAUGCUAAGGGUUUAUGACUUCAAUAAUGACCCUUAAAACAAACUGUAAAUACCUGUGUGUAACAGUGAGAACACGUUACCCUAGUAAAAUAAGCCAUGUUCCCUUUCCUCCGUAGCAAAGCGGUUUGGGAAAACAUGGCGCGGAUGUGUGUGAAGACGCGCCAGCUGGACGUGGCGCGCGUGUGCCUCGGGAAUAUGGGAAAUGCGAGGGCAGCAAAAGCUCUGAAGGAGGCGGAGCUUGAGCCUGAGCCAGAAGCCCAGGUGGCCAUGUUGGCCGUUCAGCUCGGGAUGCUGGAAGAUGCAGAAAAGUUGUACAAGUGCUGCCAGCGCUUUGACCUGCUGAACCAUUUCUACCAGGCGUCCAGCCAAUGGCAGCAGGCUCUGGGAACGGCAGAGAGCCACGACCGCAUCCACCUGCGCACCACCUAUUACAACUAUGCCAAGUACCUGGAGUCCAUGGGCGACAAGACCCAGGCCCUCGUGUAGUAAGACCCCCCGUCGGCUGUCGCCGCAUGUCGACGACACCAUAGUUUUUAAUUCAAGUGGUUAAGUAUUAUAAAGUGUGAUUGUAAGCGCUGUUGUUACAGUUACGAGAAAUCCGACACGCACCGGGUGGA
This is a messenger RNA of Pseudoliparis swirei, 626 nucleotides long. RefSeq names its product intraflagellar transport protein 140 homolog. Gene Ontology annotation, cellular component: axoneme; intraciliary transport particle A; ciliary basal body. The coding region runs from base 106 to 495 and encodes 129 amino acids. NCBI's taxonomy places the organism in Eukaryota, Metazoa, Chordata, Actinopteri, Perciformes, Liparidae. The transcript has 2 exons. The record is from RefSeq and is a predicted model, not a curated record. Gene Ontology annotation, biological process: intraciliary retrograde transport.